This is a messenger RNA of Cydia splendana, 1267 nucleotides long. RefSeq lists its product as uncharacterized. Lineage: Eukaryota; Metazoa; Arthropoda; Insecta; Lepidoptera; Tortricidae. The record is from RefSeq and is a predicted model, not a curated record. The transcript is spliced from 3 exons. Bases 14 to 1267 code for a protein of 417 amino acids.
UGUUUGUGCCAUAAUGGAAGCUGUGUUGCCGCCGCCAUUACCGUUUAGUUUUACAAAUAAUUUGGAAAAUGUUACAUCAGGGAACCUCUCCAAAGAAUGGGAGAAAUGGAGAAAAUCAUUCCAAGUUUAUUAUGAGGCGUGUGAAUUAUCUAAAAAAAGUGCUCAGGUGCAGAUGAGCAUAUUGCUGCAUGUGAUUGGUGAGCAGUGUCGCGAGGUACAUGCUCAAUUUGAAGGUACAUUUGCCAGUCUAAAGGAUUUAUUGGAUAAAUUCGAAUCUUUUUUCUCACCGAAAAAAAAUAUUACCAUCGAAAGGCACAGAUUCUUUACUCGGUGUCAAAAACAAAGUGAAUCAAUUGAGCAGUACGCGUUCGAGUUGAAAAAGCUAGCAAGUGCUUGUGAAUUUAAGGAGCUAAUAGAUGAUUUGAUAAGGGAUCGCCUCAUAUGUGGAAUACAGGAGAACGUGCUGAGGGAGCGUUUGUUGCGAGAGCCGGACUUAACUCUAAAAAAGUCCCUGGAAAUAUGUAAUAUUGCGCAAAUAUCGAAAGUGCAGGCGGGGUCAAUCAAGAAAGAGUCCAGUGAACAUGAAGCUUAUACUUAUAAUAUUACAGCAAGUAAUAGUCAAGACCAGUUUAUGCUAGAGGAAGGCGGUAUUCCGUACGGUCAGGUGAAUUGGAUAUCAAGACGUGGAGGGUACGGAGCGCGAGGCGCGCCGAGGGGCAGAGGUCGCGGCUGGUCGCAGCCGGCCCCGCGCCCCGCGCCGCCGCGCCGCCGUGCCGCUCCUGCGCAAACAGCUGUUUCAUCGCGAGAGAUGAGACAACAACGUCAACAAACGGGACCUUAUGGUGAAAUUAAAUCUGGAGUGCAGUGUCUAAAGUGCGGGUUUGCUCACGAUACGUUAUCACGCGCUGUAGAACCGACGCGCGGUCCAGUUGAAGUACCGCGAGACCAGCUAGACUUGCAAGCACAAGUUUGUGCCAUCGCAGUGAGUAACCCGUUACUGGACACGCAUUUUGUAAAAAUACAAGUUGCUACGCAAAAUGAUGUGGAAAUACAAACAGUACUCAGUGAUAACGCGGUGACGUCAUCGAGCGGUGUGGCUGGCGCGCCGCGCGCCCUCGACACCGGGUUUGAUUCUCGUGACACGGUCGCGCACCCCGGUCCAUCCAGUAUACUGUCUGCUCCCACCAAUAAUAAUAGUAAUAACUAUGUUACUCGCUCCGGCAGGGAGGUGAUCGUUCCUGAUCGGUGGGGUUCGUGGGGCUGGUAA